Messenger RNA from Cyprinus carpio (common carp), 1372 nucleotides. RefSeq names its product LRP2 binding protein (gene lrp2bp). The record is from RefSeq and is a predicted model, not a curated record. Gene Ontology annotation, molecular function: protein binding. The transcript is spliced from 9 exons. Bases 200 to 1372 code for a protein of 390 amino acids. Lineage: Eukaryota; Metazoa; Chordata; Actinopteri; Cypriniformes; Cyprinidae.
UGUUGUAAUGGCGUUUAUUUUUAUUUCGACAUUGUCUAAAACGCGUUUUAUUUGUAAUAAUUUAUAGACAGAGAAUUUAUGGACAGAGAAAACCACAAUCCAUCGGAAUAAGCAUCGCAGUAUGUCAUGUAUAAAAGAGCUGCCGACUGUAAAAGUGAAGUGUGUUUUAGUGAUUUAGUGGCUCUGUUUGUCGAGGGAAAUGGACUGCCGUGAACUGAACUCAACGGAGAAAACCAGAGCCUCAAAGCUUCUCAAUGAAAUAAACGAGAUUUAUCAAGAUAUUAGAGAAGAGUCAAUACAACCAGAGACUACUGGUGGUUCGGUGGAGAACACAAUGAUUCUGCUUAAAGAGAAAUCAGAAAGAGGAGAUUCACAAGCCGCCUUCCUCCUGGGACAGUUACACUACGAGGAGGGCCGCUACGCAGAAGCAGAGAUCAUCUUUGAUGGCAUUAAAGAUGAAGAUCCUCGAGCUCUGUAUCAGCUGGCUGUCUUAUAUUACGAUGGCCUCGGAACCAAAGAAGACCUCAGCAAGGCAAUUGAGUACAUGAGAAAGGUUGCAUUCUGGGAUUCGUCUGAAGUGGGCUGUAUCAGAUACGCAGCGCUGUAUAACCUGGGCCGGUCGUAUCUGGAGGGUUUCGGCGUCGAGGCAUCCAGCGCUGAAGCAGAGCGGCUUUGGCUCCUGGCAGCUGAUGAUGGAAACCCGAACGCUAGUGUGAAAGCGCAGUCGUCUCUGGGCAUGUUUUACUGCAGACCGGAGACUCUGGACCUCAGAAAGGCGUUCUCGUGGCACUCGGAGGCGUGUGGUAACGGCAGUCUGGAGUCUCAGGGCGCUCUGGGCGUCAUGUAUCUGUACGGUCACGGCGUGCAGAAGGACCCCGAUGCUGCCCUGUUCUGCCUGAAGGAGGCGGCAGAGAGAGGAAACGUCUACGCUCAGGGUCACCUGACGGCCUGCUACUACCACAGGAAGCUCUACUCCAGAGCAGCCGCCCUGGGAGAGAGAGUGUGCGGAUACGAGGACAUCAGUGCCAUAGCGCGGCACACGGACUGUCUGGAGGAGUACAUCAGGAAGGGCAUCGCUAUAGCCAUGUUUUACUACGCACGCUGCCUUCAGCUGGGCCGAGGCGUCCUGAAGAACAGAGACAGAGUGAAGAGCUACUUCACACAAGCUGCCAGGAUCGAUCCAGAGAUCUGUAAGGAACUCAAAAUCAAUCACUCACACUACAUCAUCGCUGAAAUUGACGGAUAUACACAAAACCCCCCGGAAGAAAAGAAAAGAAAAGAAAAGAGAGAAAGAAAAGCAGAAGAUGACAGCUGGCAGUGGAUGUGGUCUGUUCCUCCAAUCUCACCAGAGAGAAACACAGCAACGGAUUAA